CGCAGCUUCACUCCCACAGGGCGGCUACGUGUGCGUCACUGCGUCACUGCGCGUACGUCUAGCCGUAAUCUCGCGUGAUGAGACUAGGCGUUGGGCUUGUGUGUAAGACAGGAGGCUGGGACCCUGCACUGGACAGCUUUGCGGGAGGUGUUCUGAUAUUGAUGCCCCACCAUGUCAUUGAAGCCACGGGUAGUGGAUUUUGAUGAAACAUGGAACAAACUUUUAACUACAAUCAAAGCUGUUGUCAUGCUGGAUUAUGUUGAAAGAGCAACGUGGAACGACCGAUUCUCAGAUAUUUACGCACUGUGUGUUGCCUAUCCAGAGCCUCUUGGAGAAAGAUUGUAUACAGAAACAAAGAUAUUUCUGGAAAACCAUGUACAGCAAUUGCACACGAGAGUUCUGGAUUCAGCAGAGCAAGUACUAGUAAUGUAUUACAGAUACUGGGAGGAAUAUAGCAGAGGAGCUGAUUACAUGGAUUGUUUAUAUAGGUAUCUUAACACACAGUACAUUAAAAAGAACAAGCUGACAGAAGCAGACCUACAGUAUGGCUAUGGUGGAGUGGAUAUGAACGAACCUCUAAUGGAGAUAGGAGAAUUAGCACUGGAUUUGUGGAGGAAAUUAAUGAUUGAGCCUCUCCAAGAUACCCUUCUCAGAAUGCUUCUCAAAGAAAUUAAAAGGGAUCGAUGUGGGGAAGACCCAAAUCAGAAAGUAAUCCAUGGGGUUAUUAACUCCUUUGUUCAUGUUGAACAGUAUAAGAAAAAAUUUCCCUUAAAGUUUUAUCAAGAAAUAUUUGAGUUGCCUUUUCUGGCUGAAACAGGGGAGUAUUAUAAACAAGAAGCUUCAAAUUUAUUACAAGAGUCAAACUGCUCACAAUAUAUGGAAAAGAUUUUAGGUAGAUUAAAAGAUGAAGAGAUUCGAUGUCGAAAGUAUUUACACCCCAGUUCAUAUAAUAAAGUGAUUCAUGAAUGCCAGCAGAGAAUGGUGGCAGACCACUUGCAGUUUCUACACGCAGAAUGUCACAAUAUCAUCAGACAAGAAAGGAGAAGCGAUAUGGCCAACAUGUACACUCUUCUCCGUGCUGUAUCCAAUGGUUUACCUCAUAUGAUUCAGGAACUCCAAAACCAUAUCCACGAUGAAGGCCUUAGAGCUAUUAGUAAUCUUUCUCAGGAAAACAUGCCAACUCAAUUUGUGGAGUCAGUCUUAGAAGUUCACAGUAAAUUUGUUCAGCUUGUCAACUCUGUAUUGAAUGGUGAUCAGCACUUUAUGAGUGCACUAGACAAGGCUCUUACUUGUGUAGUGAACUACAGAGAACCUAAAUCAGUCUGCAAAGCACCCGAGUUGCUGGCCAAGUACUGUGACAACAUGCUGAAGAAAUCAGCCAAGGGAAUGACUGAGAAUGAAGUAGAAGACAAGCUCACCAGUUUUAUUACCGUCUUCAAGUACAUUGAUGAUAAAGAUGUUUUCCAGAAGUUUUAUGCGCGGAUGCUGGCAAAGAGAUUAAUCCAUGGAUUAUCCAUGUCGAUGGACUCGGAGGAAACCAUGAUUAAUAAAUUGAAGCAAGCCUGCGGCUACGAGUUUACCAGCAAGCUGCAUCGAAUGUACACAGAUAUGAGUGUCAGUGCGGAUCUGAACAACAAGUUCAACAACUUCAUAAAGAACCAAGACACAGUCAUAGAUCUGGGAAUCAGCUUUCAAAUAUAUGUAUUACAGGCUGGUGCAUGGCCUCUCACUCAGGCGCCAUCUUCCACUUUUGCCAUCCCUCAGGAACUGGAAAAGAGUGUACAAAUGUUUGAAUUAUUUUAUAACCAACAUUUCAGUGGUCGGAAGCUGACAUGGUUGCACUAUCUCUGCACAGGUGAAGUGAAAAUGAACUAUUUGUGCAAACCCUAUGUCGCCAUGGUCACUACAUACCAAAUGGCCGUCCUACUUGCCUUCAAUAACAGCGAAAUCGUUACGUACAAAGAGCUCCAAGACAGCACACAAAUGAACGAGAAGGAGCUCACAAAGACCAUAAAGUCACUGCUGGAUGUUAAAAUGAUAAACCACGAUUCAGACAAGGAGGAUAUUGAUGGGGAGUCAACGUUCUCAUUAAAUAUGAAUUUCAGCAGUAAAAGAACAAAAUUUAAAAUCACUACACCAAUGCAGAAGGACACACCGCAGGGGGCACAGCCCACGUGUGCUGAGGAAGCUAUGCUUUGGAGAGGGGAGAGGCGCUUCUCUCUGGAGGUGGAACAGACCAGAAGUGCUGUGGAUGAGGACAGGAAAAUGUAUCUACAAGCUGCUAUUGUGCGUAUAAUGAAAGCACGCAAAAUAUUACGGCAUAAUGCUCUGAUACAGGAGGUUAUCAGCCAAUCAAGAGCGAGGUUUAACCCCAGCAUCAGCAUGAUAAAGAAGUGCAUUGAAGUGCUCAUAGACAAGCAGUACAUCGAAAGAAGCCAAGCGUCGGCGGACGAAUACAGUUACGUCGCAUAAAGAGGUCGCUCUCAAGGGCGCGUGUAAAAGGAAGUCAUCAGCGUCGCUGUUUGGUGUGUUCCUGUGGGAAUAAGCAGACCUUUGCCUCCAUAUUCUGUCAUCCGGCAGUCCCUAUUUUACUGCUGUUUACAACAUCACCAGUGCCACGUCAUGAGCGCCACUGAAAAUGCCUAUAAAUAUAUUCCGCUCAUGCCAUUCUGACAACGCUACUAAAAGAACGAGUGAAGUAUUUCAGGAAUGUGGACAUUUUUGGUUGGGUAAUGUCCGUCCCCCCCACCCACCCAUCACGUUUGCAGUUGAUGUGUUUCUCUUUUUUUAAUGUAUCUUAAAAGACCUAACAUAGGAAGGCACCGAAUCCAUCACUUUUGCUGAAGGCCGAAUACUCCGCAAAAGAUUCAGCCGAAAACCGAACCAAAUCUGAACCCCACUCUGCAUAUUCAAAUUUAAGGGAAAUCUUUAAAAAAAAAAAAAAAAAAAAAAUUUCAUCAUCUACAAAACAUUUUGUCUUGAUAAUUUAUUUUGUACGGUUUUUGAAUUAUUUAGAAUGAUUGACCUUCCUAUUCUAGCUUUUUCCAUCCUGCAGCUAUACAUACUAUCUGGCCAUUGGGGUCACUUGGUAACCAAGCAAAAUAUCGACUGAGCGAGUUCGAUUUUUAUUGUUCUUUGUUUUAUUGCUUAUUUCACGUUUAGGCCCUCGACUGUGCAUCUUCCAUUUUGAUUCAGAGACUCCUUUCUGGUAAUUACUCCCUAGAUGAAAAGCCUGAGAGCUGCAAAACAAAAAAUGGAAAUCAUUAAAAAACCACAAAUGAAAUUUAGGUGCAAAUUCUCUUAGAAUUCUGGUGUCUACACCAUAUUAAAGGGUAGUUUUUAGGCGCACAGCCUCUUUAAGGGUUCAGAUUGGGUCCAGCCAGGCAUCUUGGUUUGGACUGAAUCCUGCAAAAUGUCUUUGGUUUCAGCCAAACUCCCAAACCAACUGGUGGAUUCGCUGCCCCCCUAACCUAAAGUAAAAACUAAAUAUUGUAAUAUUACAGAUAACCUAUUAAUUGUAUGUACUUACAAAUGUACAAAAAUGACAAACAUGAUAUUGCUGCUUGUCAAAUAAAAACAAUAAAAGAA
Molecule: messenger RNA, 3588 nt
Organism: Xenopus tropicalis (tropical clawed frog)
Lineage: Eukaryota; Metazoa; Chordata; Amphibia; Anura; Pipidae
Gene: cul2
Product: cullin 2
Exons: 22
Coding region: 172-2472 (766 amino acids)
Biological process (GO): ubiquitin-dependent protein catabolic process; protein ubiquitination; protein catabolic process
Cellular component (GO): cullin-RING ubiquitin ligase complex; nuclear lumen; Cul2-RING ubiquitin ligase complex
Molecular function (GO): ubiquitin protein ligase binding
Source: RefSeq, a predicted model, not a curated record